AUGGAACCAGAUUCAAAUAUACUUGAAUCUAUUGAUAUUGAUGAACAUUGUAUUGUUAAAUUUUCGAAUAUCAAUAAUGUAGAAAAAAAAGGAUUGGGGUAUUAUUCAAUUAUAGAAUCUACAUUAACAUUAUGUAUUGCUAACAAACAAUUUACCAUUCGUCAAAAUCCAAACAUUUUUCAUUGUAAUAAAGAGGAUACAGGAUGUGUUUUAUGGAGAGCGUCAGUGGUUUGCUUAGAAUAUCUUCUUUCGCAAUCAUGGUUUGUUUGUAAUUUGCAGGAUUUCCAAGUUAUUGAAUUAGGAGCGGGUAUUUCAGGAAUAGGAGCUAUUUUAUUAGGAGAAAAGGUUAACAAAUACAUUGCUACAGAUAAGGAACAUAUUUUGAAAUAUUUAUACAGAAAUAUACGUGAAAAUCUUCCAAUUAAGUCAAAUAUUAAAAAAAAACAAUCUACUCAUGAAGAAAUAAAUAUAUUUGUUAUGGAGCUCAAUUGGUUUGAGAGCCCAAAUACAUAUUUAAAAAAUUUACAAAGUUUCUUGGGGAAAACAUCUAAACAUCUUUGUAUUUUAGCAUUUGAUACUAUUUAUAAUCCUUACAUUACAAUUCACUUCGUUAAUACAUUGCUCUCAAUUUUCGAUUAUUUUCAAGAAAGAAAAAUAUUUGCAAUUAUAGGUUUAGAACUUCGCAAUUAUGAUACACUUUAUGAUUUUCUUGAAAAAAUACAAUCACACUUUUUUAUCCAAGCCAUUUGUGAUGAACAAUUACAAAAAGGAUAUCAAAUUUACUUUAUACAAUCAAAAUAA
This is a messenger RNA of Pneumocystis murina B123, 801 nucleotides long. RefSeq lists its product as hypothetical. Bases 1 to 801 code for a protein of 266 amino acids. The record is from RefSeq and is a predicted model, not a curated record. The transcript is spliced from 2 exons. Lineage: Eukaryota; Fungi; Ascomycota; Pneumocystomycetes; Pneumocystales; Pneumocystaceae.